Topomyia yanbarensis is the source of this 899-nucleotide messenger RNA. RefSeq names its product non-structural maintenance of chromosomes element 1 homolog. NCBI's taxonomy places the organism in Eukaryota, Metazoa, Arthropoda, Insecta, Diptera, Culicidae. Gene Ontology annotation, cellular component: Smc5-Smc6 complex; nucleus. The record is from RefSeq and is a predicted model, not a curated record. Gene Ontology annotation, biological process: DNA damage tolerance; double-strand break repair via homologous recombination. The coding region runs from base 98 to 811 and encodes 237 amino acids. Gene Ontology annotation, molecular function: ubiquitin-protein transferase activity. The transcript is spliced from 3 exons.
GUGGAAUCAGUUGUUUUCUGCUGAUCAAGUUCCGAAAAAUCGGUUUCUGUUUCGAUUCAGACAAAGCAAUCUAACAAAAAGAGCCUUGAAAAGAACAAUGAUCGCUACCUUUUCAGAUGUACAUCGAGCGUUCCUGCAGUCCUGUGUUCUGCACAGUAUUCUCAGUACCACCCAGGCGUUGAAGAUCCUAACAAUGCUGCAAGCCAGGCUCCAACCAGACGAUCCGGCCCCAACGGAACACCGGCUACAGCAGCUGGUUGUCGAAAUCAACGCACGUCUGGGCAAAUUCCAGCAGCAAAUUGUUCAGCUAGAUUACGAGCCAACACAAACCACCUUCUUGGUGUUUACGAAUCUUUCCGACACCCCGUUGGAUCGUUUCCAGACUGCUUACCCGGAAGCGGAACUGAGCUACUUCCGAGUGAUCCUACACACCCUGGCCAAAACCGACGGCCAUCGGUUGGGGCAGAUCGAAUGUUUGAAUCUAACCGGGAAGUUGGAAGCCGGACGGUACGUCAGCAAGAGCCGGGCCGAGGAACUGAUCGCCGAAUGGCAAACGCAGGGAUACCUUACCCUGAAGGAGGAGGAGGAGAUAGAAUUCGGACCGAAGGCGAUGGUCGAAUUUGAUCGAUACUUGACGAAUCACUUUCCGGACCAGGUGGAAAGUUGUCGCUUGUGCAAGCAGGUGCUGUUUUAUGGCAUAGCAUGUGGGCAAUGCUCGAAAAUUUUUCACAAGAUUUGUUUGAAAAAGUACAUUCCCAGAAUGAAGAAAUGUCCAACUUGCAACAAACAGUGGGCUACAUCUUUGGAAUGAUCUGAGUUUUAGUUCCGCUGUUUUUUAUCUAUCGGUUAAGAUACCUUUGUGUAGAAUAGAUUUGACCUUUGAUGAAUAACGAUAAAAA